AUGCUUUUAAAUAUACUUCGAUUAUUAACGGUCUACCACAUCAAGGCCUCAAAGAAGGGUCUCCCUCCUGCAGUGGUUAAUGGCAGAUCAGUGUGGGAUGGUGGUGCUGUCACAACCAGGAGGUUCAACCAGUCUCAGACAACCCUGCUGGACCAGUGGCUCAGCCCAAGCAGUGCGACGAAGGGAGAAACGAAAGAAAGGAUGAAAGAGCAGCGCUCAGAAAAAGAAGAUGAUGCAGGAAUCAACACAGACAAAGAACAGCCGGUGGCCGUCCUGCGUGAAGAAACAGAGGCUAUAAAGACAAGUGAGAGCCAACAAGACAAAAUGGAAGUUCCCAAGCAAGACGAGAUCCAUGUGGUGUUGUGUAGGAAGCAAAACACAGAGGAUUCCACUAUUAUUCCAGCUGAGGAUAUCAGCCCAGAACAAAAUCUUGGAGAAAAGUUAAAGUGCCUGCUAACAGAUGACGGCACAGAGGAAAGGCCCUGUCCAGUGCAGGAACAAAUCCAGAUACACACCAUGGAUGAGUCAGUUAUCCCAUCUGCAGAUAUCAUACAAGAAACCACCUGUCCAGCACAGAGUUUUCCAAGCUUGGAAGAAUCUACUGUCAAUCAAAUGACAGAGUGCUGGGAUGAAUACUAUGUAGCUCCCACUGCUGAAGAAAUGCAUGAUGGGACAAGCAGUUCUAAUCUGGUAUUUGCCUCUCUGCUGUCUAACACUCAAACCCACCUUAAAUUCAGCGAGCGUCAGGAUGAACAAACUGGCUGGCACAUCCCUACAGGACCCGGCUUGGCAGAAGUUGUUCAGUGUCCACUGUGGCAAUUUCCUGCUGGGAGCUAUUACCCUCCAAUGGAGACAACAGUGCCAUUUGAAGUAAUGUGGAGAGUAUGGCAGGAGAUGGAUGAGAAUGUGCCGGCAGCAGAGCCCACCCUGAUCCCCUUCCCAUCCACAAAGACCUCGAUGGACUUCACUGUCAUGUCCUACAACAUCCUUGCUCAGGAUCUACUGGAGGCCAACCAGGAUCUGUACAUACACUGUCCUCUAGAGGUGCUGGACUGGAGCUACCGCUGCAGCCUAGUCCUCGAGGAAAUAAUGAAAUGGGCACCAGAUAUACUGUGUCUGCAAGAAGUUCAGGAAAACCACUACCACGAACAGCUGUAUCCAGUCCUGUGUGAGAUGGGCUACACUUGUGUGUACAAGCGGCGUACAGGAACCAAGACAGACGGCUGUGCUACUUGCUAUCGAAGCAGUUGCUUCUCUGAGGUAUCGGUCACCUCUCUGGAGUUCUUCAGGCCGGACACGGAGCUGCUUAACCGGCACAAUGUGGGCAUUGUUUUGUUGCUUCAGCCAUUGGUAACCCAGGGGUCUGAGACCAAGGCGAAGGGCCCGCUCCUCUGCGUGGCCAACACCCACCUGCUCUUCAACCCGAGGAGAGGUGACGUGAAGCUGGCUCAGUUGGCCAUGAUGCUGGCAGAGAUCGACAGUGUGGUGAAGUCCUGUAAGGCCAAAGGUCAACAGUGUAACGUUGUAUUGUGUGGAGACUUAAACUCAGUGCCACACAUGCCUCUUUACCAGCUCAUCACCACCGGAGAGCUCUACUACCAGGGUCUACCCACAUGGACGAUUUCAGGUCAAGAGGACCCGUCCUACAAAACCCAUUGUUACAGAUUGUUCGCUCCCCUUUGGCCCAGCUGUCUGGGAAUCAACGACAACUGUCAGUACACAGCUGUCAACGACAUGUUAGAGUGCAGGAGUCAGGAAUCAGGGAAAUGUCAUUACAGCCACGACUUCAUGCUACAGCUGCGCUACUGUCCAGCGGCAUGUGUCCGUCCUGUGGACCUGAAGCUGAUCCCAGGCGUGACCGACAACACACCAGAUGCUUCAAGGGGAAAUCAGACGUAUGAUAAAAGUUUCAGACACACCAUCACACAUCGGUUAGACCUGGAGUCGGUCUACAAACACAUUCUCCCAGGCUCUGGCUCCUCAGAAGUCACAACCCUGCACUCUGAGUUUGGAGCCACUGUCGACUACAUCUUCUUCUCCCCAAGACGCAUCUCGUCCUCUGACCAGAGAGCUGCAGAGGUCUCUGUGAGCUCAGGCCUGAAGUUGCUAAGCUGUCUCUCUCUCCUAUCAGAGGACGUCUUGUGGUCAUUGAAUGGCCUCCCCAAUCACAUGUUCCCCUCUGACCAUCUCAGCCUUUUGGCUAAAUUUCAGCUGGACCUGAAUGCUGCAUGAUGGGAAAAGACUGUGGGUGAACUCAGCGGGACAGAGGUCAGAGGAUAAGCAUAUUUUGGAUUUAGGUCUUGCUCUGAACACAUUUGUUUUUUGUUUUUUGGUGUAAACCAUUAUGUGUGGUUCAGACAGGAUCAGUUGAUAUUUGUGUUAAAAGAGUUCCUGUAACAAUAAUGACGAUAUUCAGUCGGUUUUCAUCAGAUGGUGAGACAUGAGUGAGAUAUGACAAGUCAUUAGUGCUGAUGCAGUAGUUAAUUUACAAAAAAAUGAAGACAGUGAUUACUUGUGAUAAAACACGAACCUCUUUGUUUUGCUGAUAACUGUUUUGACAACAUUUUAAUUUAUUUGAAACAUUAUUUUGAAAUGAGAAUUAGUUUUCUCUGAUUAUAAGUUCAUUCAUUUUUGCAGAAGGUAAAAAAAACGGAAUAAAUAUUUUCCAUUAAUUAGUGACCCUGUGAGUUUUGAUCAUGGGUGGCUGAGGCUCAAAAGGCUGAGUGGGUCGUCCACUAACCAGAUGGUUGGAAAACCUUGAUCUCGUCUGCUAUUUUAUGAUGACGAAUUAGCCUCUGGGGGCAACGGCCGUUAUUUUGGGGUUGACAGCUGUGCAGGCAGUGUCUGAUGGACAAAGCACUGUGAAUAGUAGCACUGUGUGAAUGUGUGCAUGAAUGGGUGUAUGUGGCUUGUACUGUUAAGUGCUUCGAGUGGUCGAUACAUACACAUACCAUUAACCAUUUUCUAUCUUUACCAUAUUACAGACAUUACAUAGGCGCCUCCAGGCCUGAAAUAAGAAUGUAUUGUUCCUCACUGCAGGAUAAUAAUUCAUCAGCUAGUAUUAAAUCUUUCACUUAGUGUUGAUCUCCUUGGAUUGUGACCUAAAUGUUGGCUCCACCCCUUCCAUCACGCUGAAGCACUCAUUUUGUCAGGGCAAAGAUCUGUGUGUGUGUGUGUGUGUGUGUGUGUGUUGUACAGAACAUGGGAAGGCAGCAGGGGUGUCAGUACUUAUUAAAAAUACUCCUGGUCUCAAUGGUCUCUCUCCAAGUAGAGUGAAAUACAAUUGACUAAUAUUAUAUCCGCAUUUAUGAAUUCCUGUCAUUAAAUACUAAAAACAAAUGUAACGGCUUAUUGAAUUAAAACAGGUGGUAUGCUAAACAAUAAAAAUGUCAGGUUUUUAAUAAAAAAACAUGGGAAUGCAUCAUGCCAAUCGGUGUCCUCACUAAGAUAGAUGUACACAUG
This is a messenger RNA of Paralichthys olivaceus (Japanese flounder), 3462 nucleotides long. Lineage: Eukaryota; Metazoa; Chordata; Actinopteri; Pleuronectiformes; Paralichthyidae. The record is from RefSeq and is a predicted model, not a curated record.